GCCUGGGUGUUGACAGGUCGUAAACAUGGAGGAAAGAGAAGCGCUGAAGAGACAAAUUGAACUUCUUCAAGAUCUCAUCAAUAAACAUAAGAGCGUCCAUGGAGAUGCGCCGUUUGCAGGAUCAGAACCGAGACAUCCUCAAGUUCCCACAGCAGCCAGGGGAGGAGGUUUUAGUACAUCUGUCAACUAUCGCCAUAGCUCCAGAGGGAGACCAUAUGCUCCUCAGAGUCGGGGAAGUUGGAGGAAAACAUAUUCACUGAGAAAUACCCGUCCCCCGUCAACCGUGGGACAUCCCUCAAUUUCAGCCUCUUCUUCCCUUCAUCAGUCUCAUCCUCAGGUCAGAACUGAUAAUGUGUCCCUGCCUGGCCACAGCAGGGGAAAUGCGACUGAUCUCACUAAAACUGCCACUUUACUAUCGGGGAGUCCUUCUCAACAAAAAGGGGAAAACAGUAAAGCAAGAAUAAAGGGAGCAGCGGCAAACAAAUUGCACACAGAUGCUGAAAAACAAGUGCCAGCGAGCACCAGUGCACAUCAUAAGGCCUCGCAGGCUCAGGUGUUUCAACAAAAGUUUGACAACAGAUUUGUGCUUCUGUCAGAAAAGAAAACUGUAGGCUUCUGUACAGAUCCUUCCUUAGUUAACAUUAAUAGUUCUACGAGUUCUCAAAGCAGGACUGAAGUGCAGAACAAAACUUGCGUGAACAGCAAAACCAGCACUGACGUAAAGAAGACUGUUACGUCUACGACUCCACCACUUCCCCCAUCUGGUAAGAGCACACCAGCUCUCACUGCUUCCUCCAGAGUUUUAAAACAACCCGCACAAAAUGUCUCCUCGCAGAGCAUCAACACUCGGGUUCAAGCAUCUUUUGUGAAAAAGUCCAAGUUUACAUGGGUGAAGAGCCAGACUCUAGAAGCGGAGUUCAGAGCAGUCAGCUCAGCUUCCUCAUCCGUGAGCAGAGUUCUUGCUGCAUCAGCAUCAAAAACUGGACUUUCUACUGAUAAACCGUCAACAGCAGCACUCAGUAAGAGAACGCCUCCCAAGAAAUUGGCUCGGAAGCUUAGCCCAGUGGCUAUAGCCCCCAAGACAUCGAAGUACAAAUGGGUCUCCUCCUCUAGACUUCAGGCUAGGACGCCUCGGAAAGUGUCGUCUCCAAAAGCCUCGACUCCUCCUCAGAGAAUCCUGGAGAGGGGAGACACUGUCAAAAAAGCCAAAGCAGCGUCUGCUCAGUCUGUAAAGCUUAAAAAGGGAACUGCAGUUUCUCCUGGCACUUCUUCAUCUGUGAAUCGUUACCGUUGGAAGCCUGGAGGUCAGAGCGCCGCAGCGUCAGGAGGGGCAGCAGUGUCUCAUCAUACGUCUGCCUUCCACUGGACGGCAGAGAAAAACAAAGGAAUAAAAACUGGAUUUGUUGUUUCUCCAUCUCUAACUCAACGCUCCCCCCUCCUGUCCUCCACCCCUCGGGGAUUCAAACUCCGCAGCAGAAUGAAAAUCAUCAGGAAGUCUGCCAGCAGUGGCACUGGAUCAGAAAAGGGGGGGAACCUGCCAUCGGUAAAAUUCUCCCCACGGACUCAACUCCACGCGCCGAUCAGGAGUCCCGUUGGAGUUCGAAGGACACCUUCCAGGGAGCUCGUUAGUUUUGGCCGACACAAGUUGAGGAGGCUUUCCCCCACUUCGUUAAAAACAAAUCCUGCGUCUUCGUUUUACAGAAGCCCCGCCUCCCAGCGGGUGUUCAGGACACGCUACAAGAUGGUGACCCGCCCGAGUUCUGGCACCUUGACCUACGCUCUCCCCUACCACCCCACCCUCUCCUGGCGGACCAAGAAGAUCCAGUCUGCCAGGAGUUUCCUUCAGAACCGCCUCAGGUCUCCUCACGACAGGCACCCGUCAUUUUCUCAGCGCUGGACAGGAAGUGGAAUGUGCUGGAUUCGAGGGUCCCUGUACAGAGUGUCAGCCAAUAAACUGUCCCGCACCAGGACGGCAAACAUGUCAAUCAACCGAACAGGAAAGUCCUCCGGCCCACACGUGUCUCCUGUUUUGAGCCGUCACGCCAGCCGCGCGGUCCAGAGGAGCAUCGCCAUCAUCCGACACGCUCGCCAGAAAAAGCAGCAGAAGCAGUACUGCAUGUAUUACAACCGCUUCGGCAAAUGUAACCGUGGCACAAGCUGCCCCUUCAUCCACGACCCGGACAAAGUAGCUGUUUGCACCAGGUUUCUCAGAGGGACGUGCAAGCAGGCAGAUGGCGCCUGCCCGUUCUCCCAUAAGAUUGCCAAAGAGAAGAUGCCGGUGUGUUCGUACUUUCUGAAGGGAACCUGCAACAACAACGACUGUCCCUACAGCCACGUUUACGUGUCCCGUAAAGCUGAAGUGUGUGAGGACUUUGUCAAAGGCUACUGUCCCGAGGGAGAGAAGUGUAAGAAGAAACACACCCUGGUGUGUCCGGACUUCUCCAAGUCCGGCUCCUGCCCUCGAGGCUCCUGCUGUAAGCUGCAGCACCGCCAACGGGUCAAACGGAGCCCCGACGGCACCGCCUCGACUCCUGCCAAGAGACCCCGCACCAAGGAGCCUGUGAAAAGGCCUCACCUGUUUGUCCACAUGCCACAGAACGCUCAGGCAGCUCCAGGGACGCCCCCUGCGGGUCCUCUGGCCCUGCCAUCCUUCAUCUCCCUCUCCAGCUCUCCCGAGGAAGCAGAAGCACCGAAUGCUCAUCCGGCUAACGUGGCACAAGUCAAAGAGAAAAAGCUGCAGAUCAAACCUCGGCUGUGAGACGUGCAGGACCAGAGGUGAAAACAUC
Molecule: messenger RNA, 2786 nt
Organism: Nematolebias whitei (Rio pearlfish)
Lineage: Eukaryota; Metazoa; Chordata; Actinopteri; Cyprinodontiformes; Rivulidae
Gene: zc3h3
Product: zinc finger CCCH-type containing 3
Exons: 12
Coding region: 26-2758 (910 amino acids)
Cellular component (GO): nucleus
Molecular function (GO): metal ion binding
Source: RefSeq, a predicted model, not a curated record